This is a messenger RNA of Prunus avium (sweet cherry), 1056 nucleotides long. Its product is annotated as RHOMBOID-like protein 12, mitochondrial. Lineage: Eukaryota; Viridiplantae; Streptophyta; Magnoliopsida; Rosales; Rosaceae. Gene Ontology annotation, molecular function: serine-type endopeptidase activity. The record is from RefSeq and is a predicted model, not a curated record. Gene Ontology annotation, cellular component: membrane.
AUGCAGAGGCUCGUUUCUUUGAAACUGGCCUCAAACUUCCCCAAAAAGCUCUCUAACUCAUCCACCACCACCACCACUACUACCUCUUCAAUCUUCCACUUUCAACCACACAAAACUGUUUCUCUAACCAAACCACCCCAAACCCUAACCCAAAACCACUUCUUUAGCUCCUUCCCAGCACACUGGCUUCACCGUCUUCCUCAUUCAUGGAGGUUGCAGCACACUCUCACACAAAAGAUUCAUGGGUUGCUCUCCAACCCAUUACUCAAACGGCAAUUUUUGGUGGAUUUCUCAAAUACCCUUUUGAGAGCCUCAAGCAAAAGUCUUUCAGAUUUCAGGCUUGGCUUUCUCAGAGUCCAAUUUUCCAGACAGGGUUCUAAGUUCCAGUUCAACCCAAAGUUUACUUCUCCUCGGAGUGUGUGGAGAUCAUGGCUCCGAAGGGUAUCAGAGGGUGAGGUCACUGUCGGGGUUUGGGGAUUGAUUAUAGCUAAUGCUGCGGUGUUGUUGUUAUGGGAGAUUGCAGAUAUUGCCUUCAUGGUGAAGAAUUUUGUUAAUGCAUUAAUCAAUGUUAGACAUGGACGUCUUCACACAUUGAUAACUUCUGCCUUCAGUCAUUUCGACACUGAGCGUUUCAUUCAUAACAUGAUUGGACUAUAUGUUUUUGGGGCGCAUAUUGAAAGAAUUUUUGGGCCUCAAUUUUUGCUGAAGUUGUAUCUAGAUGGGGCUCUUGGUGGCUCGGUCUUUUUCUUGUUGCACGAAACCUACCUGGCUGUGUCAUCGAUGGGCCGGCGAAAGGAGAACAAAGACACAAAGCUGGGACUGGGCGCAGACGGGGCCGUUAAUGCUAUCAUUUUGCUUUACAUAUUCCUCUUCCCAAAAUCCAUCUCGACUCGGGGGUUGUUCCUGGUAAGUUUGCUUCUAUAUGGGAUCUUUCUAAUUGGGACAGAUAUCUGCAGGCUAAUACUGGGAGACGAAACAAUCUCAGGGGCUACACAAUUGGGAGGUGUUGCAGUUGCAGCCUUUGCCUGGACACGACUUCGAAAGGGGCGAUUCUGA